CCCAGAAGGCGCCGGGUUUCCCAAGAUGGCGGCCGACGUGUCCGUUACUCACCGGCCGCCGCUGAGCCCGAAGGUGGAGGCCGAAGCGGAAACUCCCGAGACCGUCGAUCGCCGGGCGCCCGAACAAGAGUUGCCGCCGCUCGAUCCGGAAGAGAUCCGGAAACGCCUGGAACACACUGAGCGCCAGUUCCGUAACCGCCGCAAGAUACUGAUCCGAGGCCUCCCGGGGGACGUGACCAACCAGGAAGUACAUGACCUCCUGAGCGACUACGAACUCAAGUACUGUUUCGUGGACAAAUACAAAGGGACAGCUUUUGUGACUCUGCUGAAUGGGGAGCAGGCUGAAGCUGCCAUCAACACCUUCCACCAGAGCCGCCUUCGAGAGCGGGAGCUGUCAGUUCAGUUGCAGCCUACCGAUGCUCUGCUGUGCGUGGCCAACCUACCACCUAGUCUGACACAGGCACAAUUUGAAGAGCUGGUGCGGCCCUUUGGCAGCCUGGAGCGCUGCUUCCUAGUGUACAGUGAGCGCACUGGCCACUCUAAAGGAUAUGGCUUUGCAGAGUACAUGAAGAAAGACUCAGCAGCCAGGGCCAAGUCUGACUUGCUGGGCAAGCCACUGGGCCCACGCACACUGUACGUGCACUGGACAGAUGCUGGGCAGCUGACCCCUGCAUUGUUGCAUUCUCGGUGCCUCUGUGUGGACCACCUGCCACCUGGCUUCAGCGAUGUGGAUGCCCUGCGCCGGGCUCUGUCAGUGGUCUAUACCCCCACCUUCUGUCAGCUGGCAUGUGGCCAGGAUGGGCAGCUAAAGGGCUUCGCGGUGCUGGAGUACGAGACAGCAGAGAUGGCAGAGGCAGCACAAGAACGGGCAGAUGGCCAGGCCCUGGGUGACAGCCACCUACGUGUGUCUUUCUGUGCCCCAGGUCCCCCUGGCCGCAGCAUGCUAGCAGCACUCAUUGCUGCCCAGGCCACGGCUCUCAAUCGAGGCAAGGGACUCCUGCCUGAGCCAAAUCUUCUGCAGCUAUUGAACAACCUGGGCCCAUCUGCAUCCCUCCAGCUGCUCCUCAACCCUCUGCUUCAUGGGGGAGCCAGUGGCAAGCAGGGUCUCCUGGGUGCGCCCCCUGCUAUGCCACUGCUCAGUGGGCCUGCCCUGUCCACUGCACUGCUGCAGCUAGCCCUGCAGAGCCAGAGCCAGAACCAGAGCCAGAGUCAGAAGAAGCCUGGGAUCCUGGGCGACUCACCUCUGGGUACCCUCCAGGCCGGGGCCCAACCUUCCAACUCCCUCCUUGGGGAGCUGUCUGCAGGGGGGGGCCUAGCCCCGGAACUGCCGCCCCGCCGAGGGAAGCCACAACCCUUACUACCACCAUUGCUGGGUCCCUCUGGGGGUGACCGGGAGCCCAUGGGUCUGGGUCCCCCAGCAUCCCAGCUCACUCCACCCCCAGCCCCUGUGGGGCUCCGAGGCUCCAACCAUAGAGGCCUCCCGAAGGACAGUGGGCCCCUGCCAACGCCCCCUGGGGUCUCACUGCUGGGGGAGCCCCCAAAGGACUACCGCAUCCCCCUCAACCCCUACCUGAAUCUACACAGCCUGCUUCCAUCCAGUAACCUGGCAGGCAAGGAGACCCGGGGCUGGGGAGGCUCUGGGAGAGGCCGCCGCCCAGCUGAGCCCCCCUUGCCUAGCCCUGCAGUUCCUGGUGGAGGCAGUGGUAGCAACAAUGGCAACAAAGCCUUCCAAAUGAAGUCCCGCCUGCUCAGCCCCAUCGCCAGCAACCGCCUGCCCCCUGAGCCAGGGCUGUCUGACAGCUAUGGCUUUGAUUACCCCACAGAUGUGGGACCUAGACGACUCUUCUCCCACCCUCGGGAACCAACCUUAGGGGCUCAUGGCCCCAGCCGACACAAGAUGUCCCCCCCACCUAGCAGCUUCAAUGAGCCCCGAAGUGGUGGAGGCAGUGGGGGACCCCUCUCUCAUUUUUACUCUGGCUCACCCACCUCCUACUUCACCAGUGGCCUACAGGCUGGCCUCAAGCAGAGCCACCUGAACAAGGCUGUUGGUUCGUCCCCAGUGGGCUCCAGUGAAGGGCUCCUGGGCCUGGGCCCUGGGCCCAAUGGUCACAGUCACCUGCUGAAGACCCCACUGGGUGGCCAGAAACGCAGUUUUUCCCACCUGCUGCCCUCACCUGAGCCCAGCCCAGAGGGCAGCUACGUGGGCCAGCACUCCCAGGGCCUCGGCGGCCACUACGCGGACUCCUACCUGAAGCGGAAGAGGAUUUUCUAAGGGGUCGACACCAGAGAUACUCCAAGGGCCUGCACCAAGUUGCUUUUGGGUUUUUUCUGGUAUUUGUGUUUUCUGGGAUUUUAUUUUUAUUAUUUUUUUUUUAUGUCCUUUCUUUGGGUAAUAGAGAAAUCUCUGCAAAAGACUUUGCUGACCAACCAGCUGGAGCUCAAGGAAUGUGGGGUAUCUGGGGCCACACCAUUACCUGUGGGCUUGCUCCUGGAGCCAAACCCUGCAGCCUUAAGAGAGAGGGGCCUGGCCUGCUCUCUUUCCCUCCCUAGCUCCAGGCCUCCUCUCCUGCCUCGUCACUCCUGUGUUCUGGCCUCUUGAGUGCCUUUGGAGGUGUCUCUGACCUGUAAGGAUCAGAGACAGUCCCCGUUUUUAAACUUCGACAAUUGACUUUGAUUUCCUUUUCUAAUUUUUAUUAUUUUUUAAAACAACCAGGAUGAUGAUCACCUCUACUCCCCCAUCCCUUCAGAAAAGCCCCAAAUUGAUUCUUUCAGGGUCUGGCCUGCCCAGGCUGUGUUCCACACGUGCAGGUUCCAACAGCUUAACCCUAUUCUCUUCCCAGUCAUCUGCUGCAGGUAUAGCUGUCUCAUGCCCCUGCCUGCCUAUUCUGGCCAGUACCCUAAGCCCCAAGAUCUCCAGCCCCUGCCCCAGUAUCCUUGCCUUCUGAUGCCUUAAAGUUGGGCCACAGGUCCUACUGGGUCAGAGCCUCUCAGAUGCGGAGCUCCAAAAGCUCGGCUCAGGACCAAAGAGCUCUGGCCUAGGGUUCAUCCUUUCUCCAGGUGUCUGCCCUGUGGACAGAAGGCUAAAGCCUUGAUCUUGGCAAACGACCCCUUUUGCCCAAAGCCUGGAUGCAGAGACCAGUAUUUUCUGCUGGCUUCAACAGUCUCCCCUGCUGUCUGUGAAAGGUGACCAUUGUACCCAGGCCACUGGGCCUCUACCAUGUUCCCUCAAACCCAGGUCAUUACCAUCCCCAGGGUGGAUCACUGGAGCAGACCUCCUCUCUGCCCAUUUGAGGGGACCUAGGGGCUCUGCCCUUGGCCAGCUGAACCACCACCAGCUUCCCUCCCCAAACAUGAUAACCCAAACCCACUCCAGUGGGCGUAUCUCCCCCCCUCACCCCACCCCCACCCCCUGCACAGACCUUUGCUGAAUUAAAGUUUGUAAGUAAACGGUUU
Mus caroli (Ryukyu mouse) is the source of this 3453-nucleotide messenger RNA. It is a transcript of the gene Raver1, whose product is annotated as ribonucleoprotein, PTB binding 1. Gene Ontology annotation, molecular function: mRNA binding. The record is from RefSeq and is a predicted model, not a curated record. Lineage: Eukaryota; Metazoa; Chordata; Mammalia; Rodentia; Muridae. Gene Ontology annotation, cellular component: nucleus.